Molecule: messenger RNA, 176 nt
Organism: Dentiscutata erythropus
Lineage: Eukaryota; Fungi; Glomeromycota; Glomeromycetes; Diversisporales; Gigasporaceae
Source: the annotation of a GenBank genome assembly
UAAAUAAUUCUGAUUCUAUUGCACUUUUUCAAUUUACUAAUUCUGUGGCUAAGUUAUCAAAACAAAGAAAAUUAAAUGGUACUGUUUUAAGACAUACUUCUAAUCAACUUGUUUAUAAUAUUCAACAAAAAGCUCAAAAUGAUAUAUAUGAAGUUACUCUUACUUUAGAUAGAUAA